GCAAAGACGGUGUACGAGGAGGUGAAGAAAGACAAGAAACACCGGUAUAUCAUAUAUCACAUCAAAGACGAGAGGGUGAUCGACGUGGAGUCGACCGGAGCACGUGAUGCCACAUACUCUGAGUUCUUGGAGAAGCUGCAGAACUACAAGAACGAGUGCAGAUACUGUGUGUUUGACUUCCCGGCUAACAUUCCCGUCGACGCCGGACAGGAGAAGUCGUCGAUGAGUGUGGACCGACUGGUGCUGAUGACUUGGUGUCCCGAGAGCUCGAAGAUCAAGCAGAAGAUGCUCUACUCGUCAUCCUAUGACGCCCUGAAGAAGGCGUUGGUGGGCGUGUAUAAGUACGUGCAGGCCUGCGAUUUCGAGGAGGCCUCCCAAGAGACCAUUGAGGAGGCCUUCCGAAAGGGCAAGAACUGAACACCCAUUUCUUAAUCUCAUCCCUGAGUUAUAACUAAAUUUAUAAUUAUUAUUGUAUUGAAAGUAAUAAGUGAUCCGAUCAAUGACAACAAACUUUAACCGAAUAAUAAAAUUCAAAACAAAUUUCUGUCAAUAUUUUUAAUUUAUUAUAUUAAAUCCAAUGUCUUUUGAAAGGUUUUAAUUAAACUAUGUUUUUGUCAUUAUUUUCAAUGACGCGAACAAAAUAUA
Messenger RNA from Oppiella nova, 645 nucleotides. The record is from the annotation of a GenBank genome assembly. NCBI's taxonomy places the organism in Eukaryota, Metazoa, Arthropoda, Arachnida, Sarcoptiformes, Oppiidae.